This is a messenger RNA of Ceratotherium simum simum (southern white rhinoceros), 1345 nucleotides long. The record is from RefSeq and is a predicted model, not a curated record. Lineage: Eukaryota; Metazoa; Chordata; Mammalia; Perissodactyla; Rhinocerotidae.
AGGCGCAAAACCCACUGGCGCACAAGUUCUUCCUUUCAUCCACAAACGCUCGACCACGAAGCUGGAAAAGUGAUCAAAUUGGCUAAGAAUUGGAGGACGCAACGUAUCUCAGGUCCACUGAGACUCGGCCUCCCCAGGCCUGGCUCAGAUUCCGCUUUCCGAUUGGUCCCUACGGCAAGAGGGCAGGGACAAUUGCUGAAGUUGACCUCUGGGACCGGAAGCGGGCCAAGAUGGCGGCGGCCAGGUGUUGGAGGCUUGUGCUCCGCAGUCCGGGGCUGUCCUUGCACACCGCGGCCGGGGCCGCUGUCGCGGCUCCAGAAGUGACCGGCCCAGAUGUCGCGGCGGCCGCUGUCGCGCGGUACCCGCCGAUUUUGGCCUCCCUGAAGGCCAAAAGCCAGGCGGCACGGCAGCGGCGAGUGGAGCGGUGGCAGGCGAUGGUGCACGCGGCCGAGUCGGUGGACGAGAAGCUGCGAAUCCUCACGAAGAUGCAGUUCAUGAAGUACGUAGUUUACCCGCAGACCUUCGCCCUGAACGCCGACCGCUGGUACCAGGGCUUCACCAAGACCGUAUUCCUGUCGGGCCUGCCGCCGCCGCCGCCCGCCGAGCCCGCGCCCGCGCCCGCGCCGACCCUGGACCUGGCGGCCCUGCGCGCCGCCGCGUGUGACUGCCUCCUGCAGGAGCACUUCUUCCUGCGGCGCAAGGGGCGCGCGCCCCUCUACCAGGAACGCGAGGCCAUCGCCUCGCCCUUCCUGGAUCAGCUGGUGGCCGCCCUCAUGGGCCUGCUCAGCGUGCACAAUCCGGUCCUGGCUGUCGCCGCCGCCCUCGAUUGUAAACGCCCAGUUGACUUUUACUGGCUGCGUGGUGAAGAAAUUAUUCCUCGUGGUCAUCGGAAAGGUCGAGUUGAUGCUUUGCGAUACCAAAUAAAUGAUAAACCACACAACCAGAUUCGAAUAUCCAAACAACUGCCAGAGUUUGUGCCGCUGGAUUAUUCUGUACCUGUAGAAAUCCCUGUUAUGAAUUGUAAGCCAGACAAACUUCCAUUAUUCAAACGGCAGUAUGAAAAUACCGUAUUUAUUGGCUCAAAGACAGCAGAUCCAUACUGUUAUGGACAUACCCAGUUUCAUCUGUUACCUGACAAAUUAAAAAGGGAAAGGCUUUUGAAAAAAAACUGUGCAGAUCAGAUAGAAGUUGUUUUUAGAGCUAAUGCUAUUGCAAGCCUUUUUGCUUGGACUGGAGCGCAAGCUAUGUAUCAAGGUAACACCAAUUUUAUGACAUUAUUGUUCUUGAAAGAUAUCUAUGACAUUUUAAGAAUUCAAUAGUUCAAAUUGUUUUCUUUGGGUUAAAA